Nilaparvata lugens (brown planthopper) is the source of this 3488-nucleotide messenger RNA. RefSeq names its product activating signal cointegrator 1 complex subunit 2 homolog. Bases 58 to 1101 code for a protein of 347 amino acids. The transcript is spliced from 7 exons. Lineage: Eukaryota; Metazoa; Arthropoda; Insecta; Hemiptera; Delphacidae. The record is from RefSeq and is a predicted model, not a curated record.
UGUAGCUUGAGUGAGUUGUCAGUGGUCUAUAGUGAAGCUGCAGAAUUAGGUGGCAGGAUGAUGCUUCUCCUGGCAAUUCUCAACGUUCUCUUCAUUGUUAUUGAAGGAUACACUCGCUCACCUUCACCAGAUUCUCCAUCCAGCUUCUGGGGUUCUGAUGAUGCACCGCCAAAGCAAUAUUUUUGGCUUGAGCAACCUUCAUUACCAGGACAACCUUCAUCACCAGGACAACCCUCACCUUCAUCACCAGGUCAACCUUCAUCAUCACAACAACCUUCAUCAUCACGACAAUCUCAACCCAAUUCACCACCAGCCCAUAUCUAUGGAGUUAGAUACCCAUCACCACCAACCUAUACAUAUAACACUGGCCAUUCAGAGCCUGGCACGCCUAAAGCUCGUCCUUGGGAUUCACCACCACAACAGGCUUCACCACAACGAACACAAUACCAAUCAUCACCAUCACAACAAACUUCACCACCACAACCACAGUACCAACAACAAUACCAACCACAGUAUCAACAACAAUAUCAACAACAACCAUACCAGCAACAACCAUACCAACAACAACCAUACCAACAACAGCUUUCAUCACUACCACAAGGACGAAAGAGGCAUGAAACUGAACCACCUGCAGUCAAUCCAUCAAGUCGUCAAAGGACAGAUACAAUGCCUCCAGGCACAUAUGUUGAGCUCUAUGAAAUACUUGAUGUCAAUGGUGAUGGAAAGUUGAGUUAUAAUGAUUAUCUGAGGAUGCAACAUUCUGAACUUUAUAGGCUUAACAUACAGAAUGUAAGAGGCAUUUUGGAUACUCGAUUUGCAAAAACAACUCAAUUAGGGGCAUUAUGGAGCAAUGGACAAAAAACCAUAGUUAAAACCAUCUUUGGAAGUUUCCUCAUCAAUCUUACCACAUUGAAUAAUGGGGCUCCAUUCUCUCUACUGGAUAUUUUAAGAAUCUUCAACAUCCAAAAGGAAAUAAUCAAAAUCAAAAUUCUUCCUCGAGGAAAGGCAUCUAUUACAGCAGAAGAAUUGAAAACACAUUUAGAAAGCAGCGGCAGAUUCAUAUCUGCUAAGACUAUUAGGAAUGCACAACAGCAACACUGAACGUGCUGUAAGUAUUAACUUGGAGACAACUGGCACCAGAAUCGAAAAUCCUCACUCUCCAGCACACAAAUAAUAGCAGAUAUGCUUGUUUUUCUAUGUACUUUAUCCUGCAGUGAGCUAUAAUUAUUUUGAUAGAGAAGAAUGGAAUGAUCUAUAAGUAUUGCAAUUGUUGUUAAUUUGGAAUAAGUUAUUUAUUGAUAAUUAUUGAUGAAUAGGCCUACCUUAAAUGCAAAUUUCUUAUUGAUUUCUAUGCUAUGAAAAACUAAAAAAAAAUCAUUCAUGAGUGGUGAAAUACUGGAACUGCUGGUUUGAAGGCUGUCUAUUUUGCAUUCAUAAAAUUCAUUUUAGAUUAUUAUAGGUAGCAAUCUGUGGUAGGGCUUUUGACAGUCAAUCAUCAUUGUCUCACAUACACACUACCAAUGGGCAAGGGUCACAGUUAAGGUUAUACUCCGUUCAGGAUCCCUUUGAUUUGAAACAUAUAUGUUUUUUACUUGAAGAUACUUCUAAUUAUUACAGUUAAGACCUAUAGGCAGUAACUGUAAGAAGGUACUUUUAGUAAGUCUGUAUCAUAUUAUUAUCAAGUUCAUAAUACCUAUUCAUUUGUUCACUCGAAUACCGAGAAUACAGUAACCAGAAAAUUGUUGAAUAGACUAUUCUGAAUAAUAUAUUAGAAUAAUAAUAACUUAAGAUGAUGAUUUAUAUUUGGACUAUUUCAAACAAAAUCAAGAAAUACUGUGAAAGAAGUUUCGGGUAGUAGCUAGUAGGCCUAGCUGGUUUUGUUCCUGAAUAUUGCACUACUUGUUUGCUCCAUCAAAUAAAUUAAUAUAUAUAAUACAAAUAAUAUCAUGAGCCGAUAAUAAUAUAAAUAGUUAUAGAAUAAAAAAUCUAGUAUGAUUUACUUCAUAUCACUUGAAAAUGGCAUCAAUCUUGAAACAUGUUGUGAUAAAAUAUUUCAAAAAAGGGUACUGAGAUUUUCAUUUAUAUUUCUAUUUAUAUAGUGAUAUCAUAAAGCAAAAACAAAUUCAAUAAGCUUGUUCAAUAAUUACCUUCAACUGGUAUUACUGAUUUGGUUCUAUUAACUGAAGAAAGGAGACACCAUAUUUUGCUAUUGAACAUGUACCAAUUUUUUUCUGUAUCUUCUGCUUGUAUUGUGUAUAUUAUUUGAUUUUCACUCAAUUAUCCAGAAUUGGAAAACUCUCAGAAUAGUGACACAGACUUGAGCACAAACAGAUCCAAUUCUAAUUCCGACAACAGUCCAAAAUGUAGCCCAUGUGUAUAAUAUAAAGCUGCGUUUACACCAAAGCUAUUAACAAAAUGUUAAUAAUUUUAUCGUUAUAGAUUUUACCGACGAAUUUAAUGGAACUUCACAAACACAUAAUGUUUAUGAUAAGUUGUGUUCAAUUCAAUAGAAUCUAUGAUAGGGGUAUUCACAAUGUUGUUUUAGCCAGCUAAAGUGCUAUUUGAUAACUCUGGAAUGUGAACGCCCCAUCUAAAACCAACUGCUAUAAGCUAACUGCAAUAGCGGUCCAAGCGGAUAAUUUGUCUAACUCAAAUUUCUUAACCUCACUUUUGCUACCAAAUAUGACCGAAACAAAUAUGGCUGCCGUUUCAAAAGAGUUAGCUAGAGUUAGGGACUCAAACCUGCGCUAUAUGCUAUCUCGUCUGCUAAUUUUGUUCUAAUGCACCACUAUAGCAUUGAGUUAACACAGACUUAGCAAAUAGCAGGAGUUUAGGGAAUAGCUCAACUUAGCCAGCAUCUGGCAUCUUUUGUCAAAUUUUAAAAUUUCAAACAUUUAUAAGUGCACGUAGAGGGAUGAAAUGACUGGUGACUGGCUGCAGUGAAGUCGUUAGCCUCGCCCAGGUAGGCACGUCUCUCACACUGGAAUAUAAUGUGGUUCACUGUCUGCUCCAUUACCCCACAGUCACAUACUGGGGAGUCCUCAUUUGAAAAAUGAUGCAUUGCAUCUCUCAUGCUGUGUUUGAAUCCUCUUGAAUGUCACCCAGAUGCGCCGGGGGAGCUCGAAACCAGGAGGCCUAGUGCAUGAAAAAUAGCUCUCCGGUAUUCCGGGGGGCACCUUCUCUCUCCAUUUUCUGUUCAGUGAGAACCUCUCAUCUCUCAUUAAGUCCAGUAAAUAAGUAAAUAAGUCCAGUAGUUCAGACGUGAUGAUGCGUCAAACUUAAUUCUCCCAUCCUGUACUAAUAUAAGUCAGUUCUUCACUUUAUUAUAGUAUGGAUUGGUGAGCCUAAAAAGGUCCUAUUCACCUAUAGUCUGUGUAAAAUAAGUUGAGUCUUGACCCUCCAUCAGAAGAAAUUACAAGGUUGCCAAUUCCUGUAAAAUUGCAUUCUCAAAUUUCCAAUUCAACGUCAGAAUUGGAUGUAUAAUAUCA